CAUGAUGCCUCGUAGGCCUUACGAAUUGCGUGUCAAGAGAACGCGAUAGUGCCUCGUCAGCUCAUUUCCUACCUUGCAGAGGCCAGGUUUCAUGUACAACAAGCGUCCCUCGUCCUAUCCCUAUCCAUACUUGUCCAUAUCCCCACCCCAGUCCUGUCUUUCGUCACCGACUGGAUGAGGCUCAGUGGUAGCCGUAGCCAUGCCGCCGGACACCACCGAGUCCGAACCUUCCACCUCCGCCUCCGCCGCCCCGGCCGGCACGGAGCCGUUGGCCUGCGUGUCGUGCAGGGCCCGGAAACUGAAAUGCGAUCGCACAAAGCCGGCAUGCAGCCGUUGUGUCAAGGUUUCAAAUGAGUGUGUCUAUCCAGAGUCACGGCGGAAGCCAACCUUUAAGCGAAGAAACGUUAAAGAGCUUGAGGCACGUCUAGCUCAGGUUGAAGAUUACCUCAAAGAGGUGAAUAAGAACAUUGAUGAUAAGGAGGAUGAGAGCCCCGUUCAACCGGCUCAGCCGGAGAUGGAGGUUCCCAACUUUAUUGGCGUGCCUCGGUUGGAGGAUGACUCUGAACAACCUCAAAUGUCAUUCUUUGGUCCAGAUUACUUUGAACAGUCGGAUCCAACAGAAACCCCUUCAAACACUCAGUUGAUGGGGUUGGGUAUGACAGAGUCUUUGCCCCCAGACGAAGUGAUGGAGGAACUAAACACUACGUUCUUCCAACACCAGUACCAGAUGAUACCUAUUGUUCAUCCCGGGCGUUAUCUCCAAGCCUUCUAUGGUCCCCCUAUGCGAAAGCCCCCUAUGUGCCUGCAGUACAUAAUAUGGGCGCUGGCUUCUGUUGGCCAUGCCAAGUACAACCAGUAUCAUGAGGUCUUUUACCGUCGGGCCCGGCAGUAUAUUGAGGCAGACGAGAUGAAGGGCCAUGGAGAAGCCUUCGUCUCCAUCAACCAUGCGCAGUCUUGGGCUCUCAUUGCCUUCUAUGAAGCAAAGGUCAUGCUAUUCAGCAGAUCAACCAUGAGUGGUGCAAACUGCGUCCGCCUCUGCCACAUGAUAGGACUUGAUCGCCUAGAUGGAGAGCGUCUUGGAAUGCCACCACCCUUGCCACCCGCUCUCACAUGGGCAGAGCUUGAGGAACGGAGGAGAGUCUUCUGGGGUGCCUUUUCGAUCGAUGCUCAUUGCUGCAUUUCGACAGGCUGGCCCAGCUUGCUCAACAAAGACGAUAUUGCUACUCGACUACCAUCCUCGGAAGACGCAUUCCUCGCUGACCGGGAAGAAGAAGCCCCUUUUCUGACUGACGCAUUUCGAGGAGCACAGUACACAGGAUUUGCUGGGACAGUCAUCACUUGUGAGGUCUUCAAGAGUAUUCUCCGGCAUGUUCAUAAUGCUCGACCCGACGACGGAUGUGACGAUGUCAUGAACGGGACAUACUGGAAUCGACAUCGCGAGCUGGACAACACAUUGUCCAGUCUCUUCAUGUUUCUCCCCGAAAAGUUCCGCAUGCCUGAAAACGUACGGGACGCUUCUGCCACGCAUCUGAACCUCAACCUACAUGCCUCCAUCAUUUGCCUUCAUCAUGCGGCUAUCGAGAAGGUCGAGAAGCAUGGCCUGCCUGACCACAUAAAGCAGAACAGUAUCGCUCGUCUCCGAGCGGCUGCCGAAGAAGUAGUAAACAUUAUCAGGAUCAACACGCAUGCAACGCUCUUCUUUAGAAGUCCAUUGUGCGCUCUUUCGCUUUACUGCACAACCACAGUCUACGUUUACCUGGCCAAGCAGAACCCAACAGGCGGUCUGACUUCGAUCGACCUUUCAAACCUCGACCUCAUCGUCCAAGCCAUGGAAGCCAUUGCACGAACACACACUAUCACUCGCGCCUUUCUCCAGCAGGCGUGUCUCGACAUUGAGCACAAUGGCCUCAACUCUUCAAUACGAAUGCCCUCACUCAAGAGGUUCCGCAACGCCUUUGGGGAGAGCAAGUCUCAUAUCCCUAUGCUAGUUCGAAGUGCGGUGACAAAACAUACGGAGCAUUCAUCUCUCUUCUUCGCGCACAGGAGGAAUAUAGAUACAGAACAAGAGGCCCGCAUGCAGAAUCAUCGACCAGGUAAGGACUGCUUCCAUGGCAUGCUUCGCGCCGUCACCCGUAAUGUCGCACCUCCGAGCCAAGAGGACGCGGCGACAAACAAGAGGAAGCGGAUGUCUCCAAGCCCAGGGCCUGAAAUGAUGAACGGUCAGCGUGGUGGUAACUUGCUAUCGUCCUUCACUACUUCUGGGGUAAACCUGGGACCGAGGUUCGCGGCUACAGGGACUUGGCCAACUCUCUCACCUCGCGUAACGUCAGCGAGUAUUUCGCUUCCUGACCGCACUAACUCGUCUUCAGCAUCCUCUCCAGCGAACCAAGGCUCUGGAGCUCGAACAGUAUCUGGAAGCAGCCAUACCUCACCAGAUAACGGGCUCGGCAACGCUGCAGAGGACAACCGAAUUGAUCUGAGGGCGUUGCAGGGGCGUGUAGCGACACCUAUAUGGCAAUCGAGCGAGGAAACACUUUUUGCACAAAUCACGGAAACAAUGAUUACGAAUUCUCUUCCCAGCGAUGGCACUGAUCCCUGGGGGGUACUGAAUGCCGAUUUGAACUGGGACGCAGAGGGGAUGCCUACGGGCUCCAUCAUGACUUCCUUCCUCGUCGUCUUUUCAAACCCCAUCAGCGAGUUCCUAUAUCCCGGCAGCACCGGCCGUCGCGAUGCUGCUUACUCGAGACCGCAACUUAAUGAGUCGCUGCUUGCGAUAGAUGCACCUGAUGCGACUGUCCCUGUUUGUGAGACGGAUUCGUAUGUGGCUCGCAUCUUGCACCGGGAGCCUCUUGUCGUGUACCUGGAGGGUUUCUUGAGUGAGGAGGAGAGGAAGCAUCUGUUGGAGAUUAGUGAACCCAUCUUUGAACCCUCAACCAUCACCAACGACGGCGAAGCCACACACCGCGACUCUUCAGUCCGCGACUCCUCCGUAGCCGUCAUCCCUCGCACCGACGCCGUCCGCUGCAUCGAGAACCGAGUCCGCUCCCUCCAAGGCUGGCGCUCCGACCUGUUCAUCGAGCGCCUCCGAACACAGCGGUACGGACCCGGAGGCCACUACGGACACCACUUUGACUGGAGUUCCAACACUCGGGGCUGGGGCCGUGUGAGCAGUCUCAUGGCGUGGGUCGACGGCUCCGGGAUCAAGGGCGGCGGUACAGAGUUCCCGGCACUCCCGGUGCCUGCAAGUGAGGAGUGGUGUCGGUUCGUCGAGUGUGGGGGAAACAACACGGGUGCCGUGUUCAAGGUCACCCCGGGGAAUGCCGUCUACUGGGAGAAUUUUGCGGCUGAUGGACGAGGUUAUGAUGAGACGUGGCAUGCUGGGUUGCCCGUGGAGGAGGGGACCAAGGUUGGGUUGAAUAUCUGGAGUUUUGGGCGUAUAUAG
Fusarium vanettenii 77-13-4 is the source of this 3442-nucleotide messenger RNA. RefSeq lists its product as uncharacterized. The coding region runs from base 200 to 3442 and encodes 1080 amino acids. The record is from RefSeq and is a predicted model, not a curated record. The transcript is spliced from 9 exons. Gene Ontology annotation, molecular function: iron ion binding; DNA binding; zinc ion binding. NCBI's taxonomy places the organism in Eukaryota, Fungi, Ascomycota, Sordariomycetes, Hypocreales, Nectriaceae. Gene Ontology annotation, cellular component: nucleus. Gene Ontology annotation, biological process: DNA-templated transcription; regulation of DNA-templated transcription.